Molecule: messenger RNA, 1002 nt
Organism: Rotaria sp. Silwood2
Lineage: Eukaryota; Metazoa; Rotifera; Eurotatoria; Philodinida; Philodinidae
Source: the annotation of a GenBank genome assembly
AUGUUUCCUGGUAAUAAACGAUCGAAUGAAGAUGUACCAUUAGGUUCAAAUGAUAAUAAACGUAAUCGAAAUUUAUCUUCAUCUCGAACAGAAUAUCGAUUUUUAAUUGCUGCAUCUGAUGCUCAUGCUAUAUUUGGACGAAAUGGUGAAAAUUUUCAAUCAUUAAGAAAUAAAUAUCAUAAUCUUAUUGAUGUAUCACAAGUUCAAACACCUGAACGUGUUUUAAUUUUAUAUGGAGAUGAAGAUAAAGCUAUGUCUAUAUUAGCUGAUAUAUUACCAAUAAUGGCACAAAAUCAAGGUGUUCGACCUGGUUUUGUUGAAUUACGUGCUAUGAUUCAUUCAUCACAAGCCGGUGCUGUUAUUGGAAAAAGUGGUGAUCGAAUAAAAGAAUUUCGUCAAAAAUAUAAUUUAGAUACAAAAGUAUUUCCGAAUCCGACUCCAGGUGAUACAACAGAAAGAAUUCUUUCAUUACGUGGUGAAUUACCAAAUAUUGUUGAAUGUUUAAAAGAAGUUUAUGCUAUACUUGAUCAAACACCAAUACGUGGUCAAAUACGAAAUUAUGAUCCAUCAUUUUAUAAUGGCGUUGAUGUAGAACGUUAUGGAGGUUUUACUGAGAAUCAUGAUUUUCAAGCAACACGUACACGAUUUAAUCCAAAUAAUCAACAAAAUCAACAACAAUAUACUGGAAAUUAUAAUAAUAAUAAUAAUCGUAGUGGUAGUAGUCAUACGAAUUAUCCACAAAAUAAUGGUCCUAUGCCAACAACAACUCAAGUAACAAUACCAAAUUCAUUAUCAGCUUGUAUACUUGGUCCACGUGGUACACGUAUAGCACAAAUUCGACAACAAUCUGGUUGUGUUAUUAAAUUUGAUGAUCCAUUGCCAAGUAAUGAUCGUAUAAUUAGUAUAAUAGGUAUGCCAAAUAAUAUAAUUCAAGCACAAUAUUUAAUGCAAACAGCUAUUAAACAAUCACAACAAUGGACUAAUUCAACUGUAGCAUCAUAA